Molecule: messenger RNA, 3346 nt
Organism: Vitis riparia (riverbank grape)
Lineage: Eukaryota; Viridiplantae; Streptophyta; Magnoliopsida; Vitales; Vitaceae
Product: disease resistance protein RPV1-like
Exons: 5
Coding region: 754-2946 (730 amino acids)
Molecular function (GO): protein binding
Source: RefSeq, a predicted model, not a curated record
CAUCAUCGAUUGAACUUCUAGAAGGCCUUCGCUACUUGAAUUUGGAUAAUUGUAAAAACCUUGAGGGUCUCCCGAACAGCAUUUGUAAUUUGAGAUUUCUUGUUGUUCUAAGUCUUAAAGGCUGCUCAAAACUUGACAGAUUUCCGGAGGACUUGGAGAGAAUGCCAUGUCUAGAGGUUCUUUAUUUAAAUUCGCUUAGUUGUCAAUUGCCUUCUCUGUCAGGUUUGUCUCUCUUAAGGGAACUAUAUUUAGAUCAAUGCAAUCUAACACCAGGAGUAAUAAAGAGUGAUAACUGCUUGAACGCAUUGAAAGAAUUAAGUCUAGGAAAUUGCAAUCUAAAUGGAGGAGUGUUCCAUUGUAUUUUCCAUCUAUCCUCACUGGAAGUAUUAAAUCUAAGUCGGUGCAGUCCAGAGGAAGGAGGAACCCUCAGUGACAUACUUGUGGGUAUCAGUCAACUCUCUAACCUUAGAGCCCUUGACUUGAGUCACUGCAAGAAGCUUUCACAAAUUCCAGAGCUUCCUUCAAGUCUGCGACUGUUAGAUUGUCACAGCUCAAUUGGGAUCUCAUUGCCACCUAUGCAUUCUCUGGUGAAUUGCCUCAAAUCAGCAAGUCAGGAUUUGAAACACAAGAAGCGUUCAAAUGGAGUAUUUCUCCCUAAUUCCGACUACAUUGGCGAUGGAAUCUGUAUUGUUGUUCCCGGAAGCAGUGGAAUUCCCAAGUGGAUAAGGAAUCAAAGAGGGAUAUAAUAUCGCAAUGGGCCUUCCUCAGAAUUGUUAUGAAAAUGAUGACUUCUUGGGAAUUGCUAUAUGCUCUGUUUAUGCUCCACUCGAUGAAUGUGAAAAUGAUUUGGCACGUGCAUCGGAAAAUGAAUCUGGUGACGAAGCCCUAAAUGAAUAUGACGAUUUACUUGAAGCUGAAUCUUCAAUCUCCACUGAGUUAAAAUGUCAAUUGUCAUUGAAUGAAGGAUAUGGAUUUUCUUCCCUGUGUGUGCGACAUCUCAGUUUUCGCACUACUUGUAAAUGCUACCAUGAUGGAGGUGUAUCAGAACAAAUGUGGGUGAUAUUCUAUCCCAAGGCUGCUAUUCUGGAGAGCUGUCACACCAAUCGAUUCAUGCAUCUUAAUGCUGUAUUUAUGGGCUCUCGCAAUCAUUUUAAGGUGCUCAAGUGUGGGCUCCAACCCAUAUACGCCCAGGAUCCAAUAGUACAGACUGAGGAUGUGGAUGCUAGCUGCUUGGAAUGCCAGAGGAAUGUGGAAUACCGGAAGCUUUGUUUCAAGGGUCAGAUAAUCAGCCAACUACCCAUUGAGCGUGCCUCUGAAUUUGAUACCUUAUGUUUGCGAGAGUGCAAAAACCUUGAGAGUCUGCCAACAAGCAUUUGGGAGUUGAAAUCCCUGAAAUCUCUCUUUUGCUCUAACUGUUCACAAUUACAAUACUUUCCAGAAAUCUUGGAGAAUAUGGAAAACUUAAGGCAGCUUCACUUGAACGGAUCGGCUAUAAAGGAGCUACCAUCAUCAAUUGAACAUUUGAAUAGGCUUGAAGUUUUGAAUCUGAACAGCUGCAAAAACCUUGUGAGUCUUCCAGAAAGCAUUUGUAACUUAUGCUUUCUUCAAGUUCUCGAUGUCAGUUACUGUUCAAAACUCCACAAAUUGCCACAAAACCUAGGGAGGCUGCAAAGCUUGAAGCAUCUCUAUGCUUGUGGCUUAAAUUCAACAUGUUGCCAAAUGCUUUCUUUGUCAGGUUUAUGCUCCUUAGAGACGUUAAUUCUACAUAAGUCCAAGCUAAUGCAAGGAGAAAUUCUGAGUGAUAUUUGCUGCUUGUACUCGUUGAAACUGUUAGAUCUAUCUUUCUGCAGUAUGGAUGAAGGAGGAAUCCCCACUGAAAUUUGCCACCUAUCAUCUCUGCAACAAUUACUUCUAACCGAGAAUCUUUUUAGGAGCAUACCUGCUGGGGUCAAUCAACUUUCUAUGCUGAGACUCCUUGACUUGGGUCACUGUCAAGAGCUUCGACAAAUUCCAGCGCUUCCAUCCAAUUUGCGUGUCUUAGAUGUACAUGAGUGCCCACGGCUGGAAACUUCUUCCGGUCUACUAUGGUCUUCUCUAUUCAACUGCUUCAAAUCAUUGAUUCAGGAUUUUGAAUGCAGGAUUUAUCCUAAAGAAAAACGUUUUGCCCGAGUAAAUCUUAUUAUUUCAGGAAGUUGUGGAAUUCCAAAAUGGAUAAGCCAUCACAAAAAGGGAGCUAAAGUAGUUGCAAAGCUUCCUCAAAAUUGGUAUAAAAAUAAUGACUUGUUGGGUUUUGUUUUGUACUGUGUCUAUGAUCCACUUGAUAAUGAAUCUGAGGAGACACUGGAGAAUGAUGCAACUUACUUCAAGUAUGGUUUGACUUUGCGUGGUCAUGAAAUUCAGUUUGUGGAUGAACUCCAUUUUUAUCGCUCGAGUUACUGUUAUGAUGUUGUACCAAAAAUGUGGAUGAUUUAUUAUCCUAAGGUGGGGAUUGAGAAGAAGUACCACUCAAAUAAAUGGAGGCAGUUGACGGCUUCAUUUUGUGGCUACAUGAAUGGUAAAGCAGUGAAAGUAGAAGAGUGUGGGAUCCAUCUUAUAUAUACAGGUGAUGUUAUCAACAGAAACAUCCCAGAAGAUACCAGUACUGAUGCUCAGAGAAGCUGUGACAACACAGAGGCCACCAAGCGCGACCAUCAGACAAUGAUAGAGUACAAUGAUGAGCAGAGAAGUUGUGAUACCAGAUCAGCAGCAGAAGAUACUAAUUCUAAUCCACAAACAAGCUAUGACUGUACACAGUGCACUGAGCAUAGCGAUUCUCCAAUGGAUACAACGACACAGAAUAUUAACAGUAAUGUUGUUGAUGCCCAUGAUGACGAAGAGGACCAUAUGCACAACUGGUUGGAGCUUCUUUGCAAAUUUGUUGGAUGGAUAUGCUGCAGAAGAUACUAAACAUUUAUCUCAAACUAUAUGGAUAAGUGAUUUAAAGGGGCUGAAAAUUCUUCUAAUGAUCUCAUUUUCUUCUUUUUGUUCUCUUUUUUUCCCUAGUGUACCCCGGUUUUGAAAGUCCAUAGGCCUCCAUUGGCUAAAAUGCAAAUCUGUUUUACUCAAAAACCAUUUUUGUUAAAUAACUCAAUGCAGAAAAUUACAUCAUUGAUUUUAGAGCAUAUGUUGUACGAGCUUGACUGCAGUAUUAAACAUUUUUUUUAAGUUAAUGCAGGAAAUUACACCUUAGCCAUUAAUGUUAAGGCCCCAACCUCUAUAAGGUAAGCCAUGAAAGUCCUUAUUAAUCAAGGCAAGUCAAACAUUUCAUGUCAAUUAAUAAUUCUGAUUAAAGUGGUGCCUCACACUU